AUGUCUGCGUACACCGCGACUCACGCUGAGUCUGAGUGGCACAGCCAAAGGACGAAACCAGGAGACGCCAACGACGGGACCAUGGGCCUGCACUAUUCCGAGGUAUCUGGACUUUCUCUUGACACUCCAAAGCGCCCGCCGCUGCGCACUCACAAGAGCUUUCCCUACAUGUUGAGCCAGCCACACCAUUCCGCCACCCAGCAAUCCGCUGCUUCCGACCACCCCAUUGCAUCUCCGCAGCCUCAGAGAGAGCGCAUCACCAUCAGCAAUCUGGAGGAGUCGCCGCAGAGGUCUUUGCCGAAUGUGACUUAUGGUGGCUCGGCCCCCGCCAGCCCAGUUUCGAGGCUGACACCUCCCUCUCCGGAGGGUGAAAAGGACCAAAGAGAGGGCGAUAAUGACGCAGCCCUCUCCGCAAGCGCUGAUGAAGGCGACGACUCCAAGCCGAUGACUGCAGCAGAGCUGCGGGCACAGAAACGAAAGAUGAAGAGGUUCAGGCUUACGCACAACCAAACUCGAUUCUUGAUGAGCGAGUUUGCCAGACAGGCGCAUCCGGACGCUGCGCACCGGGAGCGCCUGGCCAGAGAGAUUCCCGGAUUGAGCCCACGCCAGGUGCAAGUGUGGUUCCAGAACAGGUAG
Messenger RNA from Lasiodiplodia theobromae, 636 nucleotides. Its product is annotated as Homeobox domain-containing protein. Lineage: Eukaryota; Fungi; Ascomycota; Dothideomycetes; Botryosphaeriales; Botryosphaeriaceae. Gene Ontology annotation, molecular function: RNA polymerase II cis-regulatory region sequence-specific DNA binding. The record is from RefSeq and is a predicted model, not a curated record. The coding region runs from base 1 to 636 and encodes 211 amino acids. The transcript has 2 exons. Gene Ontology annotation, biological process: regulation of transcription by RNA polymerase II; cell differentiation.